AUGUUCCGUAGAUCCCUCACGCAAGCGCCUCGCGCUGGCGUGCGAUUCGCGUCCACCUCGUCCACCACCGCUUCAAGGCGAGCGUUUUCAAAUCGAUCCGCUCUCGUAGCUGUGGCGCUCGCCGGUGGUGCUGCCACUGCAUACACCUUAGCUAUGCCCAGCAUCUACGCCGAUGCUCCCGAUACUGUACCAGGUGACACUCGUCCUCAUCCUCUCUGGUCGCCCCCUACCCGUGCUCAGAUGCUCGACGCCCUCAAGCGCUCAUCCGCAAGCAGCCUGCGACCCAAGUCGUCCAAGGCCAAGUCGGACAACGCCAGUCUCUUGCCUCUUGCCAAAGACGCCAAAUCCAGCAGUCCCAGCCCCGCUGCUUCCGCCCAGUCUGGCGGCGCUGCUGCCUCCCGCAGCGGUGACGAGGACGACGAAGGAUUUGACAUCCUCGUGGUCGGUGGUGGCGCUACUGGUGCUGGUGUUGCCGUCGACGCCGCUACCCGUGGUCUCAGCGUUGCCAUGGUCGAACGGGACGAUUUUGGCGCCGGUACCUCCUCCAAGUCCACCAAGCUCGUUCACGGUGGUGUCCGAUACCUCCAGAAGGCCGUCUUUGAGCUCGACUACGAACAGUACAAGAUGGUCAGGGAGGCGCUUCACGAGCGAAAGACCUUCCUCAAGAUCGCGCCUUACCUCUCCGACCACCUGCCCAUCAUGCUGCCCGUCUACAAGUACUGGCAGAUUCCUUACUACUGGGCUGGUACCAAGAUGUAUGACAUCCUCGCCGGUUCCGAAAACAUGGAGAGCUCCUACGUGCUCGGCAAGGGCAAAGCGCUCGAAGCCUUCCCCAUGCUCAAGGCCAACGGUCUCGCCGGUGCCGUCGUCUAUUAUGACGGACAGCACAACGACACUCGUAUGAACGUCGCCCUUGCCAUGACCGCAGUGCACCACGGUGCUGUGGUUGCCAACCACACCGAGGUGGUGGCCAUCCACAAGAAGCCCGUCGCUGGCAAGGCGGAUCAGAUCUCCGGCGCUCGAGUCCGCGACGUGCUCACCGGUGAAGAGUGGGACGUCAAGUGCAAGUGUCUUAUCAACGCGACUGGUCCCUUCUCCGACACUUUGCGAAAGCUCGACGCUCCUACCGCACAGGAGAUUGUUGCUGCAUCGUCCGGUGUCCACAUCACCCUCCCUGGUUACUUUUCGCCGCGCGACAUGGGUCUCAUCGACCCUCAGACCUCGGACGGCCGAGUCAUCUUCUUCUUGCCGUGGCAGGGCAACACCAUCGCCGGCACCACCGACACGGCUGCUCCUGUCGAGGCGCAUCCUCGCCCCAAGGAGGAGGAGAUCCAGUGGAUUCUCGACGAGGUGCGCAACUACCUCAGCCCCGAUAUCAAGGUUCGACGUGGCGACGUGCUCAGCGCGUGGUCCGGUCUGCGCCCCUUGGUCAAGGACCCCGCUGCCACCGACACGCAGUCGCUGGUGCGAAACCACAUGAUCAACGUCUCCGAGUCCGGUCUGCUCACCAUCGCGGGUGGCAAGUGGACCACCUACCGUGAGAUGGCCGAGCAGACCGUUGAUCGUGCCAUUGACGAGUUCAAGCUCAAGCCGCAGCGUGGAUGCGUCACCAAGAACACCAGGCUGUUGGGCAGCCACGGCUGGACCAAGACCAUGUACGUCAAGCUCCUGCAGCGUUUCGGUCUCGAGACAGAGGUGGCACGUCACCUUGCCAGCACUUACGGUGACCGAGCGUGGAGCGUGUGCUCGAUCGCCGAGCCUACUGGUCAGCGAUGGCCAGUGCACGGCAAGCGCAUCGACCAGCUGUACCCAUACAUCGAAGCCGAGAUCCGCUACGCUUGCCGAAGCGAGUACGCUGCCACUGCACAGGACUUCAUCGCACGCCGAACGCGACUCUCAUUCCUCAACGCCGAGGCGACGGUGGAUGCGUUGCCUCGCGUGAUCGAUGUGAUGGGCGAGGAGCUGGGCUGGGAUGAGAAGCGCAAGAAGCAGGAGUGGGCGGACAGCGUCGACUUUAUGUCGAGCAUGGGUCUCCAACCUGCCCGCGUUCAGCAGCUCAAGGAGACGUCGCUCGACCAGAUGCGCAAGCUUCGCGAGGGCCAGCAGAAGGCGCUCAAGGUAUCGUCGCUCGGUGCUGCAUCGCUCGACGAGAAGGACGCGCUCGCCGUCGCCGCGCGCGCCUCGUUCACCCCGGAGGAGAUGGAGGAGCUCCGCACCAAGUUCAAGCUGCUCGACGUCAACAAGGACGGCAAGCUCGACUCGAAGGAUCUCAAGGAGGUGCUCCAACGUAUUGGGUAUGAUGAGGUCGACGACUCCACCCUGCGCGGCAUUGUGAGCGAGGUCGACUUCACCAAGACCGGCGCACUCCACUUUGAGGAUUUCCUGGACGUCUUUGCCGCACUCAAGGAUGCGAGGUUGGAGAACGCUUUCACGCACAUUCUGAGCGAGAUGGACUCGCAAGGUCUGCAGCCCCCUGCACAUGAUCCUGUGGGACCCGCUGCGAAGGAGAAGUCGCAGCGAAGGGAUGCUAGCCGCACCAUUCCCGUCGAGAAGAGCGGCGGUGGAUGGUAG
Kalmanozyma brasiliensis GHG001 is the source of this 2571-nucleotide messenger RNA. RefSeq names its product EF-hand domain pair. Gene Ontology annotation, molecular function: calcium ion binding; glycerol-3-phosphate dehydrogenase (quinone) activity. The record is from RefSeq and is a predicted model, not a curated record. Lineage: Eukaryota; Fungi; Basidiomycota; Ustilaginomycetes; Ustilaginales. The transcript has a single exon. Gene Ontology annotation, cellular component: glycerol-3-phosphate dehydrogenase (FAD) complex; mitochondrion. Gene Ontology annotation, biological process: glycerol-3-phosphate metabolic process. Bases 1 to 2571 code for a protein of 856 amino acids.